AGAUGAGGUAAUGGGAGAGCUCUAAAUUUCAUGAACCUCAACAUUCAUUGCAGACUAGGUCGAUCUUCAUUGUGAAUUAUUGAGUAUGAGGAAAGCCCAAGCCCUCUACAGCUAAGCCCAAGAAAGUGAUAUAACCCAUGAUAAACUCAGCCUGCAGCUGUGGGAUGACCUGAACAGACGUCAGCUAAGCCUCAUCCCUACUGAGGCAUUAUGUAUAAUUUUUGGAAAAAGGAUUAUGUCCAGCCCUCCGGAGUAGUCUGUCAUCAUUGUCGAAAAUUAUUCGAAUUAACUAGUCAGGAUGUGUGCAGCGCAAAACGCAUUAUCCAUCAUUCCACCACCGAGUCCUUUGUUUCGUCCAUCAAAGCAGGGUGCCCUAUUUGUAGGGCUAUUCUGUCUGAAGUUGACGAUCCGCAAAAGUUAUUUUUAUAUCCAUUCUUGAUAUCAUUAACCGAAUGUCUCAUUCGUGAACCGAUGAAUGGAUCAGUGUACGACUUAGGCUUUACUUGGAAAUCGCCAGGAAUUCCUAAACGUUAUCGGAGAGUGUUGGUCCAGCGAUACGACCUUAUAAAACAAUUUCUUCCUCGUAUUCCCCCAGCGGCCGAUAGAGGGUGGAAUAAUCAAACGCUUGAAGUGGUGAAGAAAUGGAUGCGUUGUUGUCGCAAGGAACAUCCAAAUUGUCAGGCGCUAAAUGCUUGGAGAACAGCUGGCUUGGAUUUUCAGCCCAAGCGUCUGGUCGAUAUUGGGUCCGACAGUGGAAGGACGUGGCGCCUAGUUCUGACAGGGAACGACAACAUUUUCCGGAGUCCAUAUGUGACCAUAAGCCAUCGGUGGAGCCAGAAUCAGCAAUUUAAGCUCAUCAGCGAAACCAUAGAAGCGUACACGGCUGACCAACCGGUGUCUGAUCUACCAAGAAUAUUCCAAGACGCCGUUCAAGUUGUCAAGUCCCUAGGAAUUCGGUAUUUAUGGGUUGACUGCUUGUGCAUCAUCCAGGACUCACAUCUGGACUGGCAAAGAGAAAGCCUCGAAAUGUGUAAGAUAUAUACGAAUGCCAUUUGCAAUAUAUCCAUCACGGGCUUCGAAGACACCUCAAACGGCUUCCUAGAUCAGACAUGCAGAUAUGCACCACUACCGUGCCGGGUGCAACCGAGAUGGGCACCAAGCCUUCGAGAGGGCUGGUGUAUUUUGGACCCCUUUUUCUGGUGGGCGCAAGUCACCAAAGCACCUUUGACAAAGCGUGGCUGGGUUUUCCAAGAACGAUUUCUAGCACCACGCGUCGUCCACUUCGGGCCAGAUCAAAUACUUUAGGAGUGUUCAUCGCUUGAUGCGUGCGAGGCUUUUCCACAGGGUAUACCGGAGAUUGUCCAGGCACCACAACACACGGGCUUUAAAAGAAUGGAUUACCUUUUCCAGCAUGGCAUGCAAAAGGGACCGCUCCCUAGAGCGAGCUAUAAAAUCA
Xylaria bambusicola is the source of this 1456-nucleotide messenger RNA. Its product is annotated as heterokaryon incompatibility protein-domain-containing protein. Bases 211 to 1305 code for a protein of 364 amino acids. Lineage: Eukaryota; Fungi; Ascomycota; Sordariomycetes; Xylariales; Xylariaceae. The record is from RefSeq and is a predicted model, not a curated record. The transcript is spliced from 2 exons.